Messenger RNA from Penicillium chermesinum, 957 nucleotides. RefSeq lists its product as uncharacterized. The transcript has 2 exons. NCBI's taxonomy places the organism in Eukaryota, Fungi, Ascomycota, Eurotiomycetes, Eurotiales, Aspergillaceae. The coding region runs from base 1 to 957 and encodes 318 amino acids. The record is from RefSeq and is a predicted model, not a curated record.
AUGGCAAGGUGUCGACAGAAGGAGGAUGAGAGCCCGAACGCUUUCCAUUCGAGGCUGAGUGCCCUGGAAAAACUCCUCCCUGAGAAGCUCCCCGACCAAAUAAGUGCUCUCCUGUUUCAUACCCAUCUGGUCCCCGCUCUACAGAGACGGAUCGAGGAGCAGAUGGAAGUCGCGAAAACCCGCGACGAAGCGGUGGCGAUUGCCCAGCGAGUGUGGUCGGCAUCCCAGCCUUUAGGGCAAGCGAAACGCCAGAACAAUUUGAACGACCCUCCAUACCCUUCUAAACGGGGCCGGAAUGACACGAGCCCCCUGCAGGGAAGACCUCCCUCUCGUUCCUACCAGCAGGAAAAGGCGAAUCAACCUGGAUCCUCUAGUAAUUCAGCUCUCCGCUCGAGUACGGGAACUAAUCGACGAAACGGAUACGAAAAACGAGGAAGGGCUGUAGAUUCGGCGACGUCUCCAGCCCCCUGGCCUUACGUACGGAUAAAGUCGCGAUUCCAUACCCCUGCCGUUGUGGCGGGUUCGAUCCAGACCAAUAUCGAUCUGGACACGGGCGCCGAGUGCGACCUCGUCAGUAUCGAAUUCGUCCGUAAACAUAACUUCCACCCGGCCAAGGCCUCUGCUCCCCGCCUUGGCGCUGUGGGCGAAUUGAGAUGCCCUACCUACGGAUGCUAUACGGUCCCUAUUGUAUUGACCGAUUCCAGGGGGACUAUCCGCCGGUUCGAACGGGUUUGUAUAGCGGUAGAGCGGCGUCUCACGCCAGGAAGCAGCCCCGUACUCCUAUCCAUGACCUUUUUCGCCGACGUCGGCGUACAUAUCUAUAUCCACGACUCUACCUCUUUUUGGUUCGAGGUCAAUUCGAGGACAGUCCAACUUGUGUCGGCGCGCCAGUUCGAAAAAGAAGUGCGGAACUGCGCAUAUGUCUACGUCGUAGUCCGACUUCCAGAGGAAGUUUAA